GCGGUGAAAUUUUUCACUGAGUCAUAUCGACAUUCUUAUCGACAUUGACCAUGGAUUUAGUUAACCAUUUGCCAGACCGGUUGUUGUUUGCCGUCCCCAAGAAGGGAAGAUUAUAUGAAAAAUGCUGUGAAUUGUUGAAGGGAAGUGACAUCCAGUUCAGACGUUCCAGCAGAUUGGACAUCGCCUUGUGUACCAACUUGCCCAUCGCCUUGAUUUUCUUACCAGCAGCCGAUAUCCCUAUUUUCGUGGGAGAAGGUAACUGUGACUUGGGAAUCACCGGGUUAGACCAGAUACAAGAAGCUGAUAUGUACGAUCAAAUCACCGACUUGUUGGACUUGCAAUUUGGCAAGUGUAAAUUACAGCUCCAGGUUCCUGCUGAUGGGCCUUACACCAAACCUGAGCAAUUGGUUGGUAAAAAGAUUGUUUCUUCAUUUACGAAAUUGGCAGGAGAUUUUUUCAAAGAUUUGGAAGGUAAAGACACUUUAAGCACACAUCUCAGGUAUGUGGGAGGAUCUGUCGAGGCUUCAUGUGCGUUGGGAGUUGCUGAUGGGAUUGUGGAUUUGGUGGAGAGUGGUGAAACCAUGAGAGCUGCUGGAUUAAAGGCUAUUACCACAUUGUUGGAAACCAGCGCACACUUGAUCUGUGCCAAAGAACCCAAAUUCCCUGAUAUAGUGAACGUAGUGAAGCAAAGAAUUGAGGGUAUUUUGGCUGCUCAAAGAUAUGUGUUGUGUAACUAUAAUACUCCUAGAAGCUUGUUGUCGGAGGUUUUGAAGAUAACUCCUGGUAGAAGGUCUGCUACUGUUUCGGCUUUGGAAAAGAAAGAGUUUGAAGUUGAAGAGUGGGUGGCUGUGUCGGCAAUGGUCGAGAAAGCAGAAACUGGGAACAUUAUGGAUGCCUUGAAGAAGAUUGGUGCCUCUGAUAUUUUGGUGUUUGACAUUGGAAACUGUAGAGUGUGAUAGAAAUAGACGUUUGAGUAGUUGGGU
Messenger RNA from Yamadazyma tenuis ATCC 10573, 983 nucleotides. Lineage: Eukaryota; Fungi; Ascomycota; Pichiomycetes; Serinales; Debaryomycetaceae. The record is from RefSeq and is a predicted model, not a curated record.